UUCCUACUUCUGCCGCUCCUAAAUGAAGACAGCACAGAAUCGUCCCACCUUUCUGAUUUAGAGCCUAUCACCUUCCAAGACAGAUGGUCUGUCAAAAACUGCGGGAUGCCUGCAGAGAACAUCAUAAUGAAGUAGCAAAUUGGUAGUGCCGCUACUGCCUAAUUGUCAGGAUCACAGCCAAUAGAGCCGCACUGUCCUUUUCCUGCUUCCUUAAUCGGGUCAGGAACAGCAGGGUGGACAUGGCUGGCCUCGUUAACAACCUGCUACUAUUGUUGCUGAUUUUUCACAACAGCUGUUUGGCUUUCAGAAGCCCACUUUCUGUCUUUAAAAGGUAUAAGGACACGGCUAGGUCACAUUCAAAUGAAUGUCUUGGCAGCAACAGACAGCUGGUUCCUCUAGGCAUAUCAGAUUUUGCACUGGACAUUCGCAUGCCAGGGGUGACUCCUACACAGUCUGAUACCUACUUCUGCAUGUCUUUGCGAUUGCCAGUGGAGGAGGAAGCCUAUGUAGUUGACUUCAAACCUCAUGCUAGCAUGGACACUGUGCACCAUAUGCUUCUGUUUGGGUGUAAUGAGCCUACUUCAGAUGAAGAUUACUGGGACUGUGAUGCAGGAACAUGCACAGAUACAUCCAAUAUUUUGUAUGCUUGGGCAAGAAAUGCCCCACCAACAAGACUGCCAAAAGGAGUUGGAUUCAAAGUUGGAGGAGAAAAGGCUAGCAAAUACUUUGUUCUCCAAGUACAUUAUGGCGAUAUUAGUGCAUUUAAAGAUAAACACAAAGACUGUUCUGGUGUAACUUUACAUCUGACGAAUCAAAAACAGCCUAUGAUUGCUGGCAUGUAUCUCAUGAUGUCCAUGGAUACUGUUAUACCUGCAGGCGAGAAAGUGGUUGAUGCUGAUAUUGCUUGCCAUUAUAAAAUGUACCCCAUGCACCUGUUUGCCUACAGAGUACACACUCAUCGAUUGGGUCAAGUAGUAAGUGGAUAUCGAGUUAGAGAUGGUCAGUGGACGCUCAUUGGCAGGCAGAGUCCUCAGUUGCCACAGGCAUUUUACCCUGUAGAAAACCCUGUAGAAGUCAAGUACGGAGAUACUCUGGCAGCAAGAUGUGUCUUUACUGGUGAAGGCAGAGCUUCAAAAACACGCAUAGGGAGCACGUCCAGUGAUGAAAUGUGCAAUUUCUACAUUAUGUAUUACAUAGAAGCCAAACAUGCAGUUUCAUUCAUGACCUGUACACAGAAUGUAAAUCCAGAGAUGUUCAGGAGCAUACCGCAAGAAGCAAAUAUUCCUAUUCCUGUCAAGUCUGAUAUGACCAUGAUGGCCCACGGGCAUCAUGAAGAAGCGAGAAAAGGACAGUUAAGUUCUGUAGUGCAGCAGCCAAAGAGAGAAGAUGAGGAAGUUUUGGAUCAGGGUGAUUUCUAUUCACUCAUUUCCAAGCUGCUAGGAGAAAGGGAAGAUGUUGUUCAUGUGCACAAGUAUAACCCUACAGAAAAGGCAGAAUCAGAUCUUGUAGCUGAGAUUGCUAAUGUAGUCCAGAAGAAGGAUCUUGGCUGGCCUGAUGCCAGAGAGGUUUCCAAUAACAAUGAAAGGGCCAAUGCAAUUCUUGUCAGAGACAGAAUUCACAAAUUUCACAGAUUAGAAUCCACCUUGAGGCCGCCAGAGAACAGGCAUCUUGCUUUGCAACAACCAAAACAUGGUGGAGUGAACUGGGAAAAAGAACGUACAGGAGACUUAACUAUAGAAGAAGUUGCUGACUGGCCUGGAAUAAACCUCAAAGUUGGCCAGGUUUCUGGGCUGGCCUUGGAUCCGAACAGUCACUUGGUGGUUUUCCACAGGGGUGAUCGUGUAUGGGAUGGAAACUCUUUUGACAAUAGAUACAUUUAUCAACAAAAAGGACUUGGACCCAUUGAAGAAAGCACUGUUCUUGUACUAGACCCUAGUAGUUCAGCUGUACUUCAUUCCACAGGAAAAAAUCUGUUUUAUUUACCGCAUGGUUUGAGUACAGAUAAAAACGGUAACUACUGGGUGACAGACGUAGCUCUUCAUCAGGUGUUCAAACUAGCACCCCGUGGUGUGGAAUCUCCUUUGUUGACUCUGGGAAGGGCUUUUCAACCUGGGAGUGACCAAAAUCACUUCUGCCAACCAACAGAUGUGGCUGUGGACCCAGCUACUGGCAACGUAUAUGUGUCCGAUGGAUACUGUAACAGUCGUGUUAUUCAGUUCUCUCCGAAUGGAAUAUUUAUUACACAGUGGGGAGAAGAAAGUUCUUUAGCACAAGCAAAACCUGGCCAGUUCCACAUCCCUCACAGCUUAACCAUGGUGUCUGAUUUCGGUCAGCUGUGUGUGGCAGACAGAGAAAAUGGUCGGAUCCAGUGUUUUAAACCGGAAACUGGGGAAUUUGUGAGAGAGAUCAGACAUCCGUUGUUUGGAAAAGAAGUAUUUGCAGUUUCUUAUGCUCCAGGGGGUCUGCUGUUUGCAGUUAAUGGAAAGCCUUACCCUGGAGACAUGGAGCCCCUGCAAGCAUUCAUGAUGAACUUUUCAACUGGCGAAAUCAUUGACACUUUCAUUCCACUUAGAAAGAACUUUGAGAUGCCACACGAUAUUGUUGCUUCUGAAGACGGCACAGUGUACAUUGGUGAUGCUCACGCCAACACAGUGUGGAAAUUUGCAUCCACAGAAAAAAUGGAGCAUCGGUCUGUUAAAAAAGCUGGGAUCGAAGUACAGGAAAUAAAAGAAGCAGAGGCUGUUAUAGAAGCCAGACUAACCAACAAACCCACGUCAACAGAAUUGCUCAAGAAAGAGGAGAAACAUCAUGUGAUCCAGCAGAGCAGCGCUGGAGUUUCUUUUGUUCUUAUUACAACACUUCUAAUUAUUCCUAUUGUUGUCCUCUUGGCAAUUGCAGUAUUUAUUCGAUGGAGAAAGUCAAGAGUCUAUGGAGCCGAUGCUGAACAUAAACCUGAAUCCAGCUCAGGUAGAAUCCUGGGCAGAUUUAGAGGGAAAGGUAGCGGAGGCCUUAACCUUGGAAACUUCUUUGCGAGUCGUGCAGGCUACAGUCGAAAAGGCUUCGACCGACUUAGUACUGAAGGGAGUGAUCAAGAAAAAGAUGAGGAUGACGCCACAGACUCAGAAGAGGAAGAGCCUGCUCCUCCACCUCCACCGAUACCUCCAUCUUCCUGAAACUGGCCUUUGGUUUCUAUCUUGUAUGAUUCUACAAAGAUUGCCAGAUUUAGCACGUUUUAAGAUUUUGUGUAUUUAAUUGUAAACCGUACUAGUCCUUUGUGAGGCUGUACACAUUUUUUUUCUUUCCCCCUUUCUUUCUCUCUGUUUGUUUUGUUUGCUUCAGUUUGGUUUUGGGGUGUGAACAUUUCAUAUGAGUGACAUUGUCUUCUAUGAACCUUUUAAUAAAGCAAAGCAAUCCUAUUUUAAUUGCAGUAAUAAUUUUAAAGUAGCAGUAUUUGCUCAUUUCAUUUGGGGACUUCCUCUAUAUUUGUAAAUAAGUCCCAGUCUCUGCUUUUAAGAAAAUAUUAUUUUUCUGUUUCCAGUUUUACUUUUGUGCCUUUUCACUUUCAAUGCCCUUAACCCUGCCACAGAACAGAAGGGACAUGGUAGGUGCCACAAAGAAACAAAACUGCCAAACCCUAUUUUUUAAACAGACAAGCAAAAUAUCACAAGCAUUCUCUCGCUUUAAGGGACAGAUUUUAAAAGCCUCGAUUUAAAACAUUUUCCCCCCUUCUUCUUCCUGACUUUGUGUUUCUGGGAUGUCUUAUUUUUAGAUGGUUAUACUGUUAGAACACUAUUUUCUGAAGCUGAAUGUAAUUUGUGUAAUAAAGUGUUCGCAGAGCAUUA
Euleptes europaea (tarantolino) is the source of this 3842-nucleotide messenger RNA. It is a transcript of the gene PAM, whose product is annotated as peptidylglycine alpha-amidating monooxygenase. Gene Ontology annotation, molecular function: copper ion binding; peptidylglycine monooxygenase activity; protein binding. NCBI's taxonomy places the organism in Eukaryota, Metazoa, Chordata, Lepidosauria, Squamata, Sphaerodactylidae. Bases 240 to 3173 code for a protein of 977 amino acids. Gene Ontology annotation, biological process: peptide metabolic process. Gene Ontology annotation, cellular component: extracellular region; membrane. The record is from RefSeq and is a predicted model, not a curated record. The transcript is spliced from 25 exons.